CUAAAGUAAAGUUUAAAGCUGGACAUCUUGGUCAGCAUGGACUGGUUGAGCUGAAGGACUUGUUUCCAUGCUGUAUGACUAUGACACUCGCCAUACGGUUGUAAACAGCUCGAUUAGGGGUUAUAAAAAAUAUAAGAGGACAAGGGUAUUCCUUAAAAAGGCACAAAGAUCAUGUAUUACCCACAGUUAGCAAUAUAUGUGAUAUAUGUGUUGCUGUCUCAUCUGCAUCUGGACUAGCUGCUGUAUGUUCUUACAACGGCCCUAUUUGUUUUGGCUCUGAAACACCAGCAGCCCAUUCAUAAAUUUUCAGUGAUCUUCGAGAUACCGAACCUGUAGUAUUUAUUAUUGCCCAUUAUAAAACCUUCCUUUAAUGCCAUUUAAGUUCGGGGGAAAAUAUUGAUUGCACGAGAAUUAACAGAGGGGAGACUGAAGCAGUUUAAAAAUGUCCAAGAGCUCUUAUUUGCUUAGUUAGGAUUGGAUACAUUUUUUAAAAAGCCUGCACGGAAGCUGAGCCAAUGAUCACAGCAGAUCUUGGUAAAGAUAGUCUCAUUCCUUAUUUGCCAAUCAAACAGAGUCUGGAAUGACGCAAGUGAAAAAUCAAACCUUUUUAAGUGCCCUGAAGGUUCUCAUUACUCAGAAGAUUGCUCACUAAUCUGUGAGGAAAGAGAGGAAGGGAGAGAGAGUGAGAGAGAGAGAGAGAGAGACAGAGACAGAGAGAGACAGAGAGAAAACAAGCAAGCAAAAGUCGUAAAUGUGCUUGUUACAACAGCGAGACAUGGCUAACCAAAAGAGCAAGAUUUUUCUUCUAUUUGCGGUUUUAGGUUUUUUGCCAGCAGUCAUUUGCCAAACCCCUGAACAAGGAGAAUACAGAGCACCGUGGACAGAAGAAAAGCUAUUCCAUAAACCCAAAUACCUGACCGCCAAUGACGUCCGUAAUAUGACAGCGCUGACCAACAUUUCCCAGAUGUGGUAUAAUUAUCUGAGACCAAUACUCCGUGAGAGGUAUCCAGGAUCUAUUGGGAAUGUUGCGGUACGCCAGCACAUCAUAAGUCAGUUAAGUGAUCUGCAGGCCGGCUGGGUCAUUGAAGAGGAUACUUUCCAGGAGUCAAUACCCUAUGGAACCGUCACGUUUUCCAACAUCAUCGCGACACUGAAUCCCUUAGCCAAACGGAGGCUAGUGCUGGCUUGCCAUCACGAUUCAAAAUACUACAAUGAAUGGUGGUACAGCAGAGUCUACGUGGGUGCCACUGAUUCCGCUGUGCCGUGCGCUAUGAUUUUGGAACUGGCUCGUGCUCUUGACUAUCUGCUACUUCAGAUGAAGAGUAUGGUCGACAGGCCAGAUCUUACACUGCAACUGAUUUUCUUUGAUGGAGAAGAAGCAUUCCAGUAUUGGUCAGAGAAUGAUUCCCUGUACGGUUCUCGACAUUUGGCACAGCAGAUGGAGAGGAUUGCCCAUCCACCGGGCGCAACUGAUACCAACCAGCUCCAUGCAAUUGAUUUAUUCGUGUUAUUGGAUCUCCUUGGUGCACCAAAUCCGAGAUUUCCAAGUUAUUUUCCAAAUACAGCUCGCUGGCAUAAAAGACUACAGCUAAUAGAACGGCGCCUGCAUCGUCUGGGUGUACUGAGCGACCAUCCGACUGAAGUGAAAUAUUUCUGGACCAAAAUGCGUGCUGGGCACAUCGACGACGAUCAUAUACCAUUUCUGCAAAGAGGAGUUCCUAUUCUGCAUGUCAUACCGACACCUUUUCCUCAAGUUUGGCACAGCAUGGAGGAUAAUGAGAUUAACCUCGACCCAACAACAAUUGAAAACCUCAAUAAAAUACUGCAACUGUUUGUUUUGGAGUAUCUGAGAUUGUAAGUUAGUUCUCGGGUUCACAUAGAGUAAUAAUGGUCAUGACAGAGUUAAGUACUUCAAAUGAAACGGAUUUCAACCAAUUCAAACAGUAGCCAUUCCCUGUUGCCUUAAAGUAAUUCGGAAGACGUUAUAAUGAUAAUGCAACAUUACUCAUCAAAUUAAUAUGUGUUUGUACUUGAUAUGUCAAUGAAUUCAUAUUAAUUGUUACUAACCAAUUAAUAUUUUAUGCUGUGCAUUUUUGGUAGACAAUGCAUAUUGUAUUAGUUUUUUAAGUAUCUUUGUUUCAGUAAACAUUUGAAACCUUUUUUGGUGAAUUUUGGCCGUAGACUUGUUAGACACAUUUUAUGUGGGUAAAAGGUGUCUCUCAAUAUAAGAGAAUCAUCUAUUUUGUGUUUUGUGUUAUGUAUCUGGAACAAGGACUGGUAUUGAAGUGUUAUAGUAUGUGGUGUGAAAUCAAUUUAACAAUACUUUGUGGGGGAUAAUUUUCCUUUGGUUUCUGUUUCAAAACAUUUGGUUAUAUUCAACAGAACCAAAUGUGCAGAGUUGAGUAUCACCACUAGUUAACACUUUGGCAUCCAUUUAGUCCGUAAUAAAAGAUGACCAUUCUACCCAAAACUAUGGAAGGAUUCUACCUUUGCAAGCUGAAGAUAAAUAAUUAAAAUACGUACUGAGUUUCUAACGAUAGAGUAGCAUAGUCAGCACUUUUCUAAUAAUAUCAAUUUAAGUGGAGAGCUCCCCUUCCUUGACAGGUCACCCACCUACAGGGGUAAAACUAUUUACUGCUGCUCAUACUCUUCUUUAACAAUCUAAUCACAUCAAAAAGGAUGUAGCGUUACUUUACACUGUACGUGGUAUAGAAUUUAAUGCUUGGUUACAUGCCAAACGUUAAUAUAGUACCAGAUUCUGAACUGAAUUUAAGAAGAGGGAUAUAAUGCACAGUUAGCAGUAGAUACACACAUUGGAUCUUGUGUGAGGUUUUUUUUAAUCAAGGAAGGGGUUUGUUUUAAUGUAUCUAUAUUUAUGGUUCCAUGGUGGAAACACAUUUUGUUUCAAUUUUUUUGCAUUAAAUAAAUUAGGCUGUGAGCCAAACAUCCUUAUUGGUAAAUUGUUCAAGUUGUUAAAUUCAUUGAUGUUAAGUUAAAGCCAUGGAUAAAGCCAACAUUUAUUACCCAUCAGUAUAUGCCCUUGAGGAGUGGAUGAGAGCCAUCAGCUGGAACUGCUGGAGUUUGUGUGGUGAGAGCACUCCCGCAGUGUCUUUGAGAAUCGAAAUGCAGUAUCUAAACACAAGGAUAAGAAAGCAAUAUGUUUACAAGUGGGGAAAUGGGAAGGUGAUGGUAUUCCUAAAUGCUUGCUGCUCUGGUCCUUUGAGGUAGUACGGUUUAUAGGUCCGUAAAGUGCUGGUAAAGAGAUCGUGAUGAUUUACUGCGUUGUAUUUUGUAGGUGGAUAUUGCUCAUGGCUAAAAUCAGUGCUUUUUUAGUGAUGGUGCCUCUAAAACAUUUAAAAGCUAGAUUUCAGAUUUUUUUUAAUGUUACUAUUACAAAAAGAUUACAAAAGUUUUAAAAAUAAAAUGUGUUAAUUAAAUGAAGCUAUCAGGCCAUUACACAGCUUAAGCAGUUGAUAUAAUUAUGAUUUGCCAUAAUCACCAACAGCAAGGAACACUAUGGGUACCGGUACCUAUUGUCUAUGAAGAAUGUAUUGGCUAAAAUAAUGUUUUGCCCAAUGUUUAACCUGCAUAAACUUGUAUAUUUCAAUGGAUAAAUUAAUUAUUAUUAAUUAAUUUUAUUUUUUGAUUGUUUGUAAUCUUUAUCUAAUAUUCAAUAUUGAAACAAUUGAAAUUCGUACAUGCUGCUUGCAAGUUCCGAUACAAAUCUCAAUUAAACGCUCUUGACUCAAAUAAAAAUGUGCUUCUUACUGAUGAGUUAUUCGCAACUUAUAGGUUGCUUUGUAAUGUACGAUUUCAACUCUGAACUAGAGUAGAAGGAUAUCACUUGUCAUUGUUAACCUACUUUAAAUGUGAUAGUUGAUGAAACAAGUUUCUUGCAUACAACUUUAUCUACGUUUAAACUUUUGUAAUGAAGAUACUUAAUAAAUGCACUACUGCAGAAGACAUGAGGUAGCAGGAAAGUAUGCUUGGAGAGCUGGGCUCCACAAGAUUUUUAGUGGAAUGUAGUAGUAAAGAAGAAUACUGGAAAAUAAUCAGUGCCAUCUACUUUAUUGUUUCAAAAUGCUAAUAUCUUCAAAUGUAUCAUUCCCACGACUUCUCAUUCACCUAAUCGAUUUUCCUUUCCUUUUCCCUCCUGACUACACAUUCUUCUUUUGUGAAAAAACUAGUCUCUCUCUGAGAUUCUUCCUUUCCUAAUAACAUAAUUAGGAAUAGCCUGCACCAUAUAUGAAGAGAAUGGCUGAUUUUCAACCUUAAAGCCAUUUGCCCGCAUUAUCCCUUUAAUGUCCUGAAUUCUACUCAUUUCUGCCUUAAAUGAGCUUGGUGACUGAAUCUCCAAUGUCAUUUGGAUGGAAAGUUCACCAUUUCUUGCAUUACAAAAAGUCUCAUUCUCUCAGCCUUGAAUGGCUGUGGUCAGAUUAAACAUCAUCCCACAUCUAGCCAGCUGACCCAUUAAAAAAAAAGAUGUUGGUUUUAAAAAGAUCUCACAUUAUUUUAUACUCUACAGAUUACAGGCCAAGUCGACUCAUUCUCUCCUCAUAUACAGAUCCAUCAUCCCUGGGAUCUUUGCUGUAUGACACUAUGGGAAGUAUAUCCCAUGUUAAGUACAGAGACAAAAACAACACAUUGCACACUAGGUGUGGCCUCACCAAUUCCCUAUAUAUUUGCGGUAAGACAUUGUUACGCCUAUACUCAGAUCCUCUGGUAAUGAAAGGAAAACAUACCAUCAACCUUGCUAAUCACAUAGAGUGAGUGUUGAAAGCAUUGACAGGCUCAAAUAGCACAUUCACUGCUCCGUUCAAGGGAUAACAUCUUAAGUAAUUGAAUUAAGUAACUGCCCCAGUUGCUAUGUUAGAAAUUGAACUUGCAAAACCAAAUAAUCGUUGCAGUAAUUUAACCAUAACAUUACCACAGUCAGAAUGGAUAAAUGCAAGCUUUUUAAUCUUUCACCGGAAAUUGCAUAUUUUAAACUAAGGAGAUCAUCUGAGGUAGGACAUCGCAGGGAGAUAGAAAAUAAGGCUUUUGGUACAUUGGCCUUCAUCGGUCAGGGUAUUGUGUACAGCGGUUGGGGCGUUAUGUUAUUGUAGUACAAGACUCGGUGAGGCUGCAUUUGGAUAAUCAGUUUUGGUUACCCUGCUAUAGGAACAAUGUCAUCAUGCUGGAAAGAAUGCAGAGAAGCUCUAUGAGGAUGUUGCUAGGACUUGAGGGCUUGAGAUAGAGAGAGGGGGCCUGAGGUAUAGAGAGAGGUUAGGCAAGCUAGAACUUAAUUCCUUAGCGUGCAGGAGGCUGAGGAGUGAGGUUAUAGAGGUAUACAAAUUCAUGAGGAUAAUUGAUUGGGUGAAUGCACAGUGUUUUACCCAGGAAUGGGAAUCAAGAACCAGAGGACAUAUGUUUAAGAUGAGAGGAGAAAGAUUUAAUAAGAACCUGAGGGGAAACCUUUUCAGAGGAGGUAGUUGCGCCAGGUGCUAUAAUAACAUUUAAAAAACACUUGGGCAGGUACAUGGAUAGAAAUAGUUCAGAGGAAUAUCGGCCAAAUGCAGGUAAAUGGGUCUAGCUUACCUUGGUCGGCAUGGGCCGAAGGACCUGUUUCCAUGUUCUAUGACUCCGUGACUAUGACCCAAUCUGGUGGAAAAUGUAGAAAAUAAUGCCUGAAUGUUGACACAAAGUCAGACUUGAUAAAAUGGGACGAGCAAAGAGGGGGCUUGGUUGGCAUGGGCGAGUUCGGCAGAGAGGACUGUUUCUGUGCUGUAACGCUCUUUGACACUAAUUAUUUACAAUGACUGUUUUUUACAUUUCUCAAAAGUUUAGAUAUCCUUUCUAUUAUACAGUAACCAGAAUUGAACACCAUGUUCCCGGCGUGACUGGGGUCACCUCCAGAGCUUGCCUUAAUUUCAUCUCUAAACAUUUCACACAGUAUAUACAAUGUUCCAGGGUCAAUGUGGCUAGAUUUUAUCACUUUAAGAACAUAGUCAAGAUCUAACUGAUCAUUGUUUUGCUGUUCACUUCUUUUGAGAGUAUCCAGCUCUGCAUCAUGCUUUAUCAAUUAUUUGCGCUUUCCCUCUUACCUUUGACAACAACAUUUACAACAGAAAGACCACUCCUUCAGCCCACCUGUCCCUGAAUGUAUUAUACGUAUCAUUGUAAGGAUGUAUAUAGGAUCUAACUGUUCCUUAUAUUUUCCGUUCACAAAGAUGUAUCAAGUUAAACAAAUCUCCUCAAAUAAACAGACAUUUGGAAUUAUUUUCUUUACUGAUCCAUAUAAUGUGACAGUAAAGAAAAUAAUUCCAACUGUCUGUUUAUUGAAUAAUUACUUAUACUUAAGGGAACUGAUAGUGAAACAAUUAACCUUUAUUUUAUAUUAGAGUAACUUAGCAGGUUAGGCAACGAUUUGGAUUGGGACCCUUCCUCAGUCUGAAGAAAGGUCUGAACCGAAAUGUCACCUCACGCUGUCCUCCAGAGAUGCUGCCUGACCCAUUGAGUUACUCCAGAACUUUAUGUUUUGUCUUUGUAAAGCAGUUCCUUGUUUCUCAACCUUUGUUUUAACUUUUUAUUUUAUUUUAGCAUUUCAUAUUUCCAUUUUCUUGCUCCGUAACUACACAAAAAGGGCUUUUAGGAAGGAAAAUUGAGAAAUCUAAAUUUGAGGAAGUAAUGAGGGGAGGUAAUAAAUACAUGGUUAUCAAGAUAAGAGAAGAAUUAGAAAUGAACGUAAAGGAAACAGACUAUUUCUGCAUUUGUCACCAAUAUUGGCACAAAUUAGUCAAUAGCAGAGAGGUUUUGGCUUGGAAUUGUGCUCUGUGGUAUCAAUAGUGCAAGAUCACUUUCUUUAAUAUUUCUUUAUUCCCUUCAUCAAAGGAAUUGCAAGAAUCAAGGUCAGGCCUUCAUUAAAAUGUAUUAGGAAAAAACAUGAGGCAAGAAUGUUUAAUUGUCAUAUGUACUAACUACGGAACGAUUAGAUUCUUACGCAGCAAUAUCACAGCAAAUAUUGUUUUUUUUCUUUCCAUGCAAUAGAAUGUACCUUGUAUGUUAUCUGCCAAAUUAGUUCAUGUACAUUAUCAUACUUCAGUAAGUUUACAAAAGCACUCUGUAUUUUUAUCUAUUUGUGAUAUGCUUGCUUUCCAAAUAAAGGCUUGAUUGUUGCAAAAAAUCACAUUUCAUAUUGGUCAUUUUCUUCUGCUUGAUUUUUGUCACCUGUCUAUCUAGAAUUGAAAGUGGCAUCACAGUGGUCAAAAAGGCUUUGGGCACAUUGGCCUUCCUCAGCCAGAAUAUUGAGUGUAGGUCUCUCCGCAACCUCAUGUGUUCCAGAGAAAACAAUCUAAGUCUGUCCAACUGCUCCCUGUAGCUAUUAUCCUCCACUAUAGGUAUCAGCACUUCUCAGGUGCUGCCAGUAUUAAUAUCUUAGAUGUGUUAGGAAGGAACUGCAGAUGCUGGUUGAAAUCGAAGUUAGAAUCAAAAUGCAGGAGUAAAUCAGCAGGACAGGCUGCAUACUUGGAUAGAAGGAAUGAGUGACGUUUCGGGUCGAGACCCUUCUUCAGACUGAGAGUCAGGGGAAAGGGAGACAGAUAUGGAAGAGUAAGGUGUGAAAACGAGACAUCAAAAGGAUGAAGGUCAAGGAAAAUGUAGAAUAGAUCAUUGUGAGCUGGGGAAAAGUGAUAAUGAUUCAUACAAAGGUAAAAUUUAAUCAGGAAGACA
Molecule: messenger RNA, 7707 nt
Organism: Leucoraja erinaceus (little skate)
Lineage: Eukaryota; Metazoa; Chordata; Chondrichthyes; Rajiformes; Rajidae
Gene: qpct
Product: glutaminyl-peptide cyclotransferase
Exons: 7
Coding region: 752-1858 (368 amino acids)
Molecular function (GO): glutaminyl-peptide cyclotransferase activity; zinc ion binding
Source: RefSeq, a predicted model, not a curated record